Hirsutella rhossiliensis is the source of this 507-nucleotide messenger RNA. RefSeq names its product haloacid dehalogenase-like hydrolase domain-containing protein. The record is from RefSeq and is a predicted model, not a curated record. Lineage: Eukaryota; Fungi; Ascomycota; Sordariomycetes; Hypocreales; Ophiocordycipitaceae. The transcript has a single exon. Bases 1 to 507 code for a protein of 168 amino acids.
AUGCGUCAGUUAUGGUCGACUCUGAGGCCAAACACGGACUUCAUCAUGGCCAUUAAAGACUUAAAGAAGAAGUAUCCAUCAUUACGUGUUCACGCGUUCAGUAACAUUUCCGCUCCAGACAUGAACCGCCUAAAGCACACCAUCGAUACCUGGGAACUUUUCGACAAUGUUAUCGGGUCAGGAAGCAUUGGCCACCGAAAGCCCGAAUUCGACUCGUUUAGACGCGUCCUAGAAUGUGCCGAAAUUUCUCCUAGUGCUGCUAUUUUCGUCGAUGAUACCCCAGAGAAUGUCGUGACGGCUUUUCUCUUCGGGAUUCAAGGUUUUUUGUUUGAUGAUACAGCCACUGCUAUCAAACGCAUUCAUAAUCUCGUUGGCGAUCCUGUUUCACGGGGCAUGAAAUUUUUAAAGAAGAGGUCCAAAAACUUGUUCUGCGAAACCGACAAAGGCAUAACUAUCAAGGACAACUUUUCUCAGUUGUUGAUUCUCCAGUGUAUCGGAGACAGGUAG